Messenger RNA from Pistacia vera, 2954 nucleotides. RefSeq lists its product as uncharacterized. The record is from RefSeq and is a predicted model, not a curated record. The transcript is spliced from 3 exons. Bases 129 to 2660 code for a protein of 843 amino acids. NCBI's taxonomy places the organism in Eukaryota, Viridiplantae, Streptophyta, Magnoliopsida, Sapindales, Anacardiaceae. Gene Ontology annotation, cellular component: nucleus. Gene Ontology annotation, molecular function: transcription corepressor activity.
UCUGGCUUCGCUACUAGUCGCUGCUUUAAAUACAGAAAGAGUCUUCUUUAGUUUUUCAUUUUCUUCCAAUUUCUAUCAUUUUCUCUUCUCGCCAUGAAACCUUAACCUCUGUCUCUCUUCACAGCCAGAUGGAUGUAAUGCAAGAAAAUAAUUGUGGGGCUGUCCUUGAAGAUACAUCCACCGAUAAAUUACUUUCUCCAGAAUCUACUGAUGUAUGUGAUGAAUAUAGAGAUCCAGAGUUGUUUCCUCGAGUUGGAGAUGAGUAUCAGGUCGAAAUACCAUCUCUAGUAGCAGAAUCUGACUGCCUCUUGGACACAAACAACCCAGCUGACAUUCCCCAUACAUUGCUUAUGGGAUUGCCGAUACCAGUAGCCUGGAUCAAUGAACCACUGGAAGCUCAUGGUCAUUCAGUUGAUACAUCAGGAUGCACCAAAGAGACCCAAAAUUUUUCUGGAAGGCGCAAUUUGAAACCAAAAGUUGAGCCUAAGGAUAUUGCAUUGGACAGAGGGAUUGAAAUGGAUCAGAAGCGUAGUGGCAAAGGUUAUGGUUUGGUUCCUGGUUCUGCACAUGACACAUGGAGUGAUAUCGAUAAAGCCAGUUUUGUCCUUGGUUUAUACAUCUUUGGGAAGAAUCUUGUUCAGGUGAAGAAAUUUGUUGGUAGUAAAAGGAUGGGGGAAAUACUGUCAUUCUACUAUGGAACAUUCUAUAGGUCUGAGAAAUACCGUAAGUGGUCAGAGUGCCGGAAAAUGAAAAGCAAAAGGUGUGUAUAUGGACAAAGAAUUUUUACAGGAAUGAGGCAACAGGAAUUACUAUCUCGUUUACAACCCAAUGUGUCAGAGGAAUGCCAAAAUACUCUAUUGGAGGAUUGCAAGGCUCUUGGAGAGGGAAAAUUUUCUUUGGAAGAAUAUGUUUUCACUUUAAGGGCUAAAGUUGGGUUGACUGCUCUUGUGGAGGCAGUUGGAAUUGGUAAGGUGAAACAAGAUCUCACAGGCAUGGCCAUGGAGCCUUUGAAGUCUAAUCAAGUUGGUACUGGCCGUCCAGAGAUACCUGUUGGCAAAGCAUGGUCCAAGCUUACAUCUGUAGAGAUUAUCAAAUUUCUAACAGGAGGUUACAGGUUAAGCAAAGCACGGUCAAGUGAUCUUUUCUGGGAAGCUGUUUGGCCUCGUUUACUAGCAAGAGGGUGGCACUCUGAGGAGCCAAAUAAUCAUGGUUGUGCUGCAGGGUCCAAGCAUGCGCUGGUCUUUCUUAUCCCCGGUGUCAAGAAAUUUUCAAGAAGGAAAUUAGUGAAGGGAAACCACUAUUUUGAUUCAGUCAGUGAUGUCCUGAGUAAAGUUGCUGGCGAACCUGGCCUUCUUGAGCUUGAGAUUGGAGCUGAUAAGGGAGAUAUUAGCAAGCAAGAAAAUGGAUGGGCCAGUAAAACUGAAUUGAACAAAGCAGAUUUCGCUGAUCAGCAGCGGCACUGUUAUCUCAGGCCCCGUACUCCAAAUCGUAUGGAUGUCAUGAAGUUUACAGUUGUGGACACAAGUCUUGCUAAUGGGGGAACAAUGAAGGUUAGAGAAUUGAGAAGCUUACCAGUCGGAAUGAGGAAUGCUUCCAACCCCAGAAGUCAUUCUAAAGAUAGUGACACAGGAACUUCUGAGGAGUCAACAGAUGAAUCUGAUUCUUCUGAUACCAUGUGUUCUGAUAGGGAAGAGCAAAAUGGUUUGAAACCAACAAAGAUAGAUCUUCAUGAGUCUUUUGACAGGUUGCUCAAGAAUGCUUCAAAUGGGGCGGAUUCAGAUAUGGAUGUAUCUUUUGACAGGAUUCUUAGGAAUGCUUCAAAUGGGUCCUUUUCAGUAGGUGGCCCUGAUUUGACUAAUGCACCUGUUGUAAAAAUGUCAGACCAGAAAAGCAGUAUGUGCAAUGACAUACAAGCAAGAGAUGUGAUAAAAGCCGAAUUGAGCCAGAGAAUGAAAACUAGCAAUAAUGUACAUCUAGCCCCUGUUAUGAAAAAACGUAGGAGAUUAACUGCUUGUAAUCGCACAGAGACAACCAGCGGCACAAUUAAUGGCUUAGUGGGUCCCAUAUUGAAACAAGAUGAGGCCAGAUGCUGUGCUGGCUAUGCUGAUUUUAGUGAGAAUGGUACCUUUCAAGUUGAUUCAUCGAAGGAGAAGUUACCAUCCACCAGUUCUUUGUCUAAGGGCAGCUUAGUCAUAAGUGGAGAAGGCACUCUCAGGAAUGCAAUUUCUGGUGUUGAACAUCCUUAUGAGGGACCUCCACCCCGAAGGGUGAUUGACCUAAACUUGCCUAUCCUUCCGGAUGGUGAAACUGAUGAAUAUUUUAUGAAGGAAGAGACAGAAGGACAACCUGAUCAGAUAAGCUGGCAACCAGAUGAUUCCAGUGCACAUUUGCAUACUUUGGCACAGCAACCUGACAUGAUCAAUCGGAGACACAGUACAAGAAACCGCCCACUGACCACUAAAGCACUUGAAGCUCUUGCUUUUGGAUUUUUGAACACAAAGCAGAAGCGGAGGUUUGGAGAUGCACGAUCUCGCCGUGCUCGUAGUAGGGGGAGAGUUAAUGAGAAUCUUGGCGGUGGUGUUGCCGAUUUACAUGAUGAUGAGAGGGAAGAUGAUCUGAGUACUGAUAGUAAUAACAUUUUCGCUUCAAGUUUAAUUUGAGGGAAGAUGGAUCAAAUCUUGGAUUAAAAUUUGAUUGAGUGCUCUGAUUAUAGUAUAAGAAUAUAACUUCCAGCAAGUUUUCAUAUGAUCUACAAGUCCUGUUGACUACUCUGUGAUUUACGAAGAGCACAGCAAUGUCUCAACACUGUGCAACAUAUAUCAGAGGUUUCAUGAAAUCACAGAUUGGUCCAUGAGACCAUUGACAUUGGCUCCGCGAGGUACCAAGACUGAGGAUACAACAGUAGUUAUUUGUUUGGUUGCCGGAAUUUGAGUGGGAGAAGUUGCAAGGCCAGU